Messenger RNA from Syngnathoides biaculeatus (alligator pipefish), 922 nucleotides. RefSeq names its product C1q-related factor-like. The record is from RefSeq and is a predicted model, not a curated record. Lineage: Eukaryota; Metazoa; Chordata; Actinopteri; Syngnathiformes; Syngnathidae. The transcript has 2 exons. Gene Ontology annotation, molecular function: protein binding. Bases 19 to 801 code for a protein of 260 amino acids.
GCGGCCGCCGUGGGGGUCAUGCUGGUGCUGGUCCUGGUGGUGCUCAUCCCCGUGCUGGUCAGCUCGGUGGGAGGGGGCGAGGAGGGCGGCGGCAGGUUCGAGAUGCUGGGCACCUGCCGGAUGGUGUGCGACCCCUUCCCCACGGCCGAGGAGCCGGUCACCGCCGAGCGGCGGGCGGACGACCGCCCGGAUCCCAGCGUCGGACCGCCGCUGCCCACUUUCCCCUCCCGGGCCUCGCAGGGCAGACCCGGCCGCCCGGGGAAGCCGGGCCCCCCGGGGCCCCCCGGAGAGCCGGGGCCGCCGGGGCCCAAGGGACCCCCCGGGGACGCGGCGGACGUGGUCCGGACCGGGAUUCUGGGCUUAGGGGGUACGGGCUCGGUCAGCACGGCCACCUACAACACGGCGCCACGCGUGGCGUUCUACGCGGGGCUCCGGAACCCGCAGGAAGGCUACGACGUCCUGCGCUUUGACGACGUGGUGACCAACAUCGGGGGGAACUACGACGGCGCCACGGGCAAGUUCACGUGCAAAAUUCCCGGCACCUACUUCUUCAUUUACAACGUUCUGAUGAGGGGCGGGGACGGCACCAGCAUGUGGGCGGACCUGCUCAAGAACAGUCUGGUCAGGGCGAGCGCCAUCGCUCAGGACCAGGACCAGAGCUACGACUACGCCAGCAACAGCGUCAUCCUGCACUUGGACGCGGGCGACGAGGUCUACAUCAAACUGGACGGGGGCAAGGCGCACGGGGGCAACAGCAACAAGUACAGCACCUUCUCGGGCUUCAUCCUGUACGCCGACUGACGGGCGCCGGCGGCGGACUUUGGCUCGCAGAGAGGCGGGCCCGACGUCGCCCGGAAGCUGCGGGUCGGCGGUCUCGACUUGACGGUCGACGUUUUGAAUUCGUGUGUCGGGGGCGGGGAGA